Molecule: messenger RNA, 479 nt
Organism: Laetiporus sulphureus 93-53
Lineage: Eukaryota; Fungi; Basidiomycota; Agaricomycetes; Polyporales; Laetiporaceae
Exons: 2
Coding region: 119-400 (93 amino acids)
Source: RefSeq, a predicted model, not a curated record
CGUCCAAACUUCCCGCUAUUCUUACCCACGAGAUGUGCAGUGGUGCCCCAUUGAACUUGUUGAACUCUGCAAGCAGCCUGGCGUCCAGCGCAAACUACGCGAGCGGUUCGUACACCUGAUGAGGUGCUGCGAUUGCAUCCCAAAGUCGUCGAACACGCCGAGGCACGCCAAUGUGUCCCGCUUCCUAUGUUCGCGCGACUCCAUCCCUCACGUUCACAAAGUGCUCAGUAGCCCAUCGAAGACGCCGUCAUGCUGCUCUCCAUCUUGUGUGCGAGCGGCACUCCGUAUCCGUGCGUUGAUAUCGUCUUCGUCUGUGCUGGCCGGAUCGACGCCAUUCCUGUCGGUUUCACGAACGCAUCCCGUGCGCUGUGCAGGGUACGACGUGGAGGAUACAACGUGAACGAGUUCCAACUGGAGCACUGGGUCGAGGAGGGAAAGCUAGGGCCAUUGGCGCGCUGAUGUUCAUGCAAAUCGGCGGA